This is a messenger RNA of Cooperia oncophora, 306 nucleotides long. The record is from the annotation of a GenBank genome assembly. NCBI's taxonomy places the organism in Eukaryota, Metazoa, Nematoda, Chromadorea, Rhabditida, Trichostrongylidae.
AUGAUUAUCGCUAUCCACGACCCUGCUGCUCAGUGGGAUGUGCUAAGUGAAGACGAAAUUAAUAGGAUCAAAGAACGAUGCGAGGAAUUAUUAGACUGGUUCACCUAUUUGGAUGCUGAAAGUCUCACAAACUAUGAAAUAGUUGUUCCGAGUGACUAUAUGCAAAAGCGCAAGAAUAAACCGUGUUUCGAUCCCCAUCAGAUGAAGGAUAUCGCUGAUCGUUUUGAAGAAAAGGGUGACAUUGAUUUCGAAACAGAGUUCAACAUGACUCGAGAACAGCUGAUACUUGUCAUUGAUGCAGCGUGA